AGUCCCUGGGCACAUUAAAACGGGGCAGCACCGGCCUGGCAGAGCCGGGCCCGGAGCAACGCCGGGGGUGUUCGGUGCUGGGGGCCCCUCUGGGUGCAGGAACCAUCCCCUCGCCCUGUCCCGACCUGGAAACUGCCCCCCAGCCCUGGUAUAGUUCGUUUUGGAAGUGGAUAACUGCUCAGGUUGCAAGGCUAACAAGAGUGCUGAGAGCCCAGUUUGGGGGAGCCAUGGAAGAGUCUUCCCAACCCGAUAAAUCCCUGGAGCCGAACGCUCACUCCCGCUUUAUGAUUGGCUCUGUGUCAGAGGAUAACUCGGAGGAUGAGACGAGCUCCUUGGUGAAACUGGACCUGCUGGAGGAGAAAGAGAGGUCUUUGUCACCUGUGUCUGUCUGCUCGGACUCCCUUUCAGACCUGGGGCUUCCAAACACUCAGGAUGGCCUGACAAGCCAUAUGAGGCCCAGCAUGUCUGGUUUGCACCUUGUCAAGCAGGGCCGGGACAGGAAGAAGGUUGAUGUGCAGAGGGAUUUCACUGUUGCUUCUCCAGCAGAAUUUGUCACCCGGUUUGGAGGAAAUAAAGUUAUUGAAAAGGUGCUGAUAGCAAAUAAUGGCAUUGCAGCAGUGAAGUGCAUGAGGUCCAUCCGGCGCUGGUCCUACGAGAUGUUCAGGAAUGAAAGGGCCAUCAGAUUUGUUGUCAUGGUGACUCCUGAGGACCUGAAGGCCAAUGCAGAGUAUAUUAAAAUGGCAGAUCACUACGUGCCCGUUCCAGGGGGACCCAACAACAACAACUAUGCAAACGUGGAACUCAUCCUUGACAUUGCCAAGAGGAUUCCAGUGCAGGCUGUGUGGGCUGGCUGGGGCCAUGCAUCCGAGAACCCUAAACUGCCAGAACUCCUGCACAAAAACGGGAUUGCUUUCAUGGGUCCUCCAAGCCAAGCCAUGUGGGCCUUAGGAGAUAAAAUUGCUUCUUCCAUCGUGGCUCAGACUGCCGGCAUUCCGACCCUUCCUUGGAGUGGCAGUGGUCUCCGAGUGGACUGGCAGGAAAACGACCUCCAGAAGCGUAUCCUGAACGUUCCCCAGGAGCUCUACGAGAAGGGCUACGUGAAGGACGCAGACGACGGGCUGCGGGCUGCUGAGGAGGUUGGCUACCCUGUGAUGAUCAAGGCUUCUGAAGGAGGAGGAGGAAAAGGAAUCAGGAAAGUUAACAAUGCAGAUGACUUCCCCAGUCUGUUCAGACAGGUCCAGACUGAAGUGCCGGGCUCUCCCAUCUUUGUGAUGAGACUGGCCAAGCAGUCCAGGCACCUGGAGGUGCAGAUCCUGGCAGACCAGUACGGCAAUGCCAUCUCCCUCUUCGGCCGGGACUGCUCCGUGCAGCGCAGGCACCAGAAGAUCAUCGAGGAGGCUCCUGCCUCUAUUGCAACUUCCACAGUGUUUGAGCACAUGGAGCAGGUGAGGUGAAGCUGUGCCA
Molecule: messenger RNA, 1464 nt
Organism: Lepidothrix coronata (blue-crowned manakin)
Lineage: Eukaryota; Metazoa; Chordata; Aves; Passeriformes; Pipridae
Product: acetyl-CoA carboxylase-like
Exons: 12
Coding region: 228-1454 (408 amino acids)
Molecular function (GO): ATP binding; metal ion binding; acetyl-CoA carboxylase activity
Source: RefSeq, a predicted model, not a curated record